UAUCUUUCUCUCUCUGCAUAUAAAAUAUACAGUAAACUUGAUUAAAUUAGGAAUUAUAACAUAAAUAAAAUAGAAUGGCAAGUGCACUUACUUACAAUGAAAAUGAUGGUUACGUUGAUGGUAUUUUAAGAGGUUAUUACUCCAGCAUCUUAAAUUCCACUCAAUAUCUUAAUUUCACUCAAUGUGAAACACUUGAAGAUCUUCGUCUUCAACUAGGUGCAACAGAUUAUGGUAAUCUUUUACAAAAUGAGCCUUCCCCUAUUGCUACUUCCACUAUUUCAGAAAAAUUAACACAAAGUCUUGUUGAGGAAUUCAAUUACAUUCGUAGUAAUGCAGUUCAGCCUUUAUCAAAAUUUUUAGAAUACAUCACGUACCAGUACAUGAUUGAUAACGUCAUUUUGAUCAUUACGGGAACACUUCAUGAACGCGAUACUCAUGAACUUCUCGAGCGUUGUCAUCCACUUGGUGUAUUUGAUACUAUGCCAGCUUUAUGUGUUGCUACUACUGUUGCUGAAUUAUAUAAUACUGUCUUGGUAGAAACUCCUUUAGCCCCUUAUUUUGCCAACUGUCUCAGCGCUCAUGAUUUGGAUGAAUUAAAUAUUGAAAUUAUUCGUAAUACACUCUACAAAGCUUAUCUUGAAGAUUUUUAUCAAUUCUGUCAAAACAUGGGUGGUCCUACUGCUGAAGUGAUGGGCGAUAUUCUUCGUUUUGAAGCAGAUCGUCGUACUAUCAAUAUUACAAUUAAUUCUUUUGGUACUGAGUUACCUAAAGAAGAUCGUAGAAAACUAUUCCCUACCAUUGGCCGUCUUUAUCCUGAAGGUAAUGCCCGUUUAGCGAUUGCAGAUGAAAUGGAUCAAGUCAAGGCUACUUGUGAAGUCUUCCAUGAAUAUCGUUCUUUCUUUGAUACCAGUACAUCCAACAAGACAUUGGAAGAUAAAUUCUUUGAAAUGGAAGUCUUUUUAAAUCGACAAACCUUUCAACAACAAUUUAACUAUGGUGUCUUUUAUGCCUAUAUUAAGUUGAAGGAACAAGAAAUCAGAAAUAUUGUUUGGAUUGCUGAAUGUAUUUCUCAAAAUCAAAAGGAGAGAAUCAAUAGUUAUAUUCCCAUUUUGUAAAAGAAUUAUUGAAAUCCUUUUUUUUUAUAUAUUUGUAUACAAAUAAAUAUAUAAAAUAUAUAUAAUUAAAAGUAUUGUUAUUAAAAAAAAA
This is a messenger RNA of Cokeromyces recurvatus, 1206 nucleotides long. RefSeq names its product ATP synthase subunit. Gene Ontology annotation, cellular component: fungal-type vacuole membrane; vacuolar proton-transporting V-type ATPase complex; proton-transporting V-type ATPase, V0 domain. Bases 75 to 1115 code for a protein of 346 amino acids. The record is from RefSeq and is a predicted model, not a curated record. The transcript has 5 exons. Gene Ontology annotation, molecular function: proton-transporting ATPase activity, rotational mechanism. Gene Ontology annotation, biological process: vacuolar acidification; proton transmembrane transport; vacuolar transport. NCBI's taxonomy places the organism in Eukaryota, Fungi, Mucoromycota, Mucoromycetes, Mucorales, Mucoraceae.